This is a messenger RNA of Salvia miltiorrhiza (redroot sage), 1212 nucleotides long. RefSeq lists its product as uncharacterized. Bases 160 to 1212 code for a protein of 350 amino acids. The transcript is spliced from 3 exons. Lineage: Eukaryota; Viridiplantae; Streptophyta; Magnoliopsida; Lamiales; Lamiaceae. The record is from RefSeq and is a predicted model, not a curated record.
GAACCCACUGAAAAGCAGGACGCCAUUUCUUCUCGUUGAUUUCUCGCUCCCUGCUGCCUGCUUCGAUCUUGUUAUCCUUAUUCAGAUCAACUUAUAGUUGUGCAGCCGUCAGACUUUGUUGCCAUAAUCACUUGAUUUUGCUGAAAGGUAUUUGUUGAAAUGAGUGAAAAUCGUGAGUGGAUGUAUAGACGGUUUUUACCCGACGGAGCUUUCAACCCCGCAUUCGUUAGAGGUCUUCAAGAAUUCAUUGAUUUUGCUAACAGUAGAGAAGAUUUAAUGGAUGGACAUAAAAUUAGAUGUCCGUGCAGAAGGUGUGAUAAUAUAAAAUUUCAUACAUCGAGGAAUGUCCAAUACCAUAUUUCAAAGAAUGGGUUUGUGUUGAAUUAUCACAUUUGGAGGUUUCAUGGUGAAUUAGAAAUGAUGGCAACCGAAUAUAAUCAAUUUGAUGCUGAUGAUGACAAUGAAGAUGAUCAAAGCACAUACCACAAUAUGGCGAUAGACGUUGCUGCUUCACAAUUCAAUAUUGAACAGCCGCCUAAUCCUGAAGCACAACAAUUAUAUGAUAUGUUGAGUGAUGCAGAUAGGGAGUUAUGGCCUGGUUGCAAAACUCAUUCACAAUUAUCUCUUGUGGCUCGUCUAAUGUGUUUGAAGGCAGAGGGAAACAUGUCCGAGAGAUGUUUUGACCAAUGGCUUGAGUUGAUAAAAGAAAUCCUUCCCGAACACAAUUUAGCUCCCAAUAACUUCUAUAGCACAAAGAAGUUAUUAAGUGAAAUGGGGUUGCCAGUUGAGAAGAUUGACUGUUGCCGUAAUAAUUGCAUGCUUUUCUGGGGAGAGGAUAGCGAGGAUAUUGAGUGUAAGCAUUGCAACGAGCCACGUUACCAACAAAGUGAUACAUCUUCUGCGUGUAGUUCAAGGACUCUGGUAGCAGUAAAGAAAAUGUUCUAUUUUCCUUUAACUCCUCGAUUGCAGAGAUUGUAUGCAUCCAAAGCUACAGCUGCAGAUAUGCGUUGGCACGCAUCUUCAGUGGAUGAUGGAAUAAUGCGUCAUCCUGCAGACUCGCCUACUUGGAAGCAUUUGAGUCAAAAGUUUCCAUCUUUUGCCGAAGAGAGUCGAAAUGUCAGAUUAGGAUUAUCGACUGAUGGUUUCCAACCUUUUGGUCAAUUAGGGCAACAAUAUUCUUCAUGGCCCGUGAUUGUUACACCAUACAACUAG